Molecule: messenger RNA, 1339 nt
Organism: Asparagus officinalis (garden asparagus)
Lineage: Eukaryota; Viridiplantae; Streptophyta; Magnoliopsida; Asparagales; Asparagaceae
Exons: 3
Coding region: 124-441 (105 amino acids)
Source: RefSeq, a predicted model, not a curated record
AUGAGCAGAUGGGCAGAGGCUUUUUGUUGCGAUGAGCAGAAAGUUGAUCUAUUUGAUAUUGUAAUUUUAUUGGAUACUUCUACAUAUUACUUUUGAAUCUAGAUCAGUGCAAAAUUGUCGAGGAUGGAAUUUCCACAGUGGUUGAGUUGGAGCAGCUCAUUUGAUCAUGAGAAGGUUAUUAUCUGUGACCAAAGAAGGCUGUUGAACUCGGUAAGGUUUAUUGUUGCUACCUUUUCUUUAAUGGGGCUUCCAAUGUUCAGAAUUUCAAGCCGUGUGAGCUGGAAUUCGUUAAGUGUAGUUGGACUUUGGAGCAUAGUUUGGAAUUGGAAUAAAACAAGCAUGAGAAAUACAGUACACUCAGAAGGCGAUAUCAAGACUGAAAAUGCAAGAAGUUUCUGGAGGUAUGCUUUGCAUUGUUUAUUCUUCUGUAAACUUAUUUAGUCCCUUUUCCCUGGAUGCUUUACGCUUGAUCAAUAAAAUAAUUUGUCCUGAACUCAUGGGCUUCUUCUGAAUGGAUUGUUUAUUUUCUGUAACUUUUGUUUAACCAAAUACCAUGUCUUUAUGGUGACCUUAUCAAGGUGGAGAAAUUGCAAUUUUGAAAGAAACUAUGUGAUCCUCGCCAUUUUAUAUGAGCACAGGUGUUUGGAUUUGAGAACACUAUUACUCUUUUAUUGGCAUCUCCGGACUUUCUAUGAUGCUUUUUAUAUUACAAACUCUGGGCCAUAAAUGACGUUACUCUUUUCUGAGAUUUCUUUAGUUUUUAUCCUUUAUUAUUUUAUUGCCCGCUCACAAUCUCAGUAAUGCAGAAGGAUGUAGCUCCUAAGUGAAUAGAUUGGGGAAGAAAAAGCUUCAGCAAUUGCAUUAUCUCUGCAAAUCACGAUAUUUCCAAUAUCUUCAACAGGACAAGAAAUGGUGAUGCAUGUUUUGUCUCCUUCAUCAUUUUCAACUAGAUAAGAGUUCAUGAAAAGUUUGCAGAUAACUGAUCCUUUCAUACAAGCAACCAUCUAGUUGCUCAUAUUACAAAAUGUUUCAUAGUACACAACGUGCACGCCUUCAGUUGGAGAAGCUCUAUACCAGGGUUAUUAUCCCCUUCAUUCAUCUCUUCAAUGUUUGGUAAGUUAUGGUCUUUCCUUGAGACUAUUUAUCAUUUUAAUAAUUGAGUUUCAGAUGCGCUAAUUACGAUGUUAACUGAUGCUGAUCCAUCUUCUAAUUUUUUGUUUAAGUCAACUUCAUGAAUCCAAUCUCUCUAGUGAAAAUAAGGUGUAUAUCUUGAUAUAACAGAGUGCUUGUUCUUUGAUAGCGUUGUUCUAAAGUUUUUACUGAUUGGCUUGUUACCCUU